This is a messenger RNA of Ooceraea biroi (clonal raider ant), 1411 nucleotides long. RefSeq names its product tRNA-guanine transglycosylase (gene Tgt). Gene Ontology annotation, molecular function: tRNA-guanosine(34) queuine transglycosylase activity. Gene Ontology annotation, cellular component: cytosol. Lineage: Eukaryota; Metazoa; Arthropoda; Insecta; Hymenoptera; Formicidae. The record is from RefSeq and is a predicted model, not a curated record.
GCAGUGAAAGACAGAUAUAAUUUUUGGUUUUUAUGUAUAAAUUUCUGCACAAAUCAUUUUGUACAACGGCGAGCGCAGGACUCGGCAGAUUGUUGGUGAAAAUGGCGAGCGAGAAAAGCCCGCUGCGUUUCGAAGUGUUCGCGGAAUGUCAGACUACAAAAGCCAGAACUGGCAGGAUGACGCUCGUUCAUCAUCACGUAGACACACCGGUGUUCAUGCCGGUGGGAACUCAGGGAACGCUAAAAGGAUUGCUGCCACAGCAACUGGAACAACUAGACUGCCAAAUUAUUCUUGGCAAUACCUAUCACCUGGGAAACAGGCCUGGUGCAGAUACUCUGCACAAGGCUGGUGGGCUGCACAAGUUCAUGAACUGGAAAAGAGCCCUGUUAACAGAUUCGGGCGGCUUCCAAAUGGUUUCUCUGUUGCAUUUGGCUGAAAUAACGGAAGCAGGUGUCAAAUUCAAGUCACCAUACAACGAAUCUGAGUGUAUGCUGACGCCAGAACAUUCAAUUCAGAUUCAAAACGCAAUCGGUGCUGACAUAAUCAUGCAGCUCGACGAUGUCGUUAAAAGUACUUUAAACGGGCCAAGAGUGGAGCAGGCGAUGCACAGAACGAUACGCUGGUUGGAUCGUUGCUUGUCGACGCACGAGCGGCCGAGCGAGCAGAGUAUAUUCCCGAUCGUGCAGGGUGGUCUCGAUCCCGAGCUACGGUCGGAGUGCGCGCGCCAGUUAACUGAGCGAGAGGUAAACGGAUACGCUGUGGGAGGCUUGAGCGGCGGCGAGAGUAAGGACGACUUUUGGAGAAUGGUCCACCUGUCGACGAGUAUCCUUCCAAACAGUAAACCGCGAUACUUGAUGGGCGUCGGGUUCGCGGUGGAUCUAGUUGUGUGCAGCGCACUGGGGAUCGACAUGUUCGACUGCGUAUUUCCCACGAGGACAGCCAGAUUCGGUUGCGCGCUCGUGAGAACCGGGCAGCUUAAUCUGAAGCAGCCGCAAUACAGGAAGGACACCAGGCCGAUAGACGAGUCGUGCGAGUGCAGCACCUGCAAGACCUACACGCGCGCCUACCUCUACCAGAUCGCUACCAUAGAGACGGUCUCGUGCCACUUGUUGACCGUGCACAAUAUCGCGUUCCAAAUGAAGCUGAUGCGAGACAUUCGCAGUAGCAUAAGGGAGCAGAGGUUCCCUAGAUUCGUACAGGACUACAUGCUCACGGCUUAUCCCGACAAGGAUUACCCGGUGUGGAUAGUUAACGCGUUGGAGGCUGUAAACGUCACUCUGUUAUGAAAUUAGGAUUCGUACUGAAAACUAUCGAUUCCCGCUCGUCCCUUUCUCGGAAUUCUGAACUGUACGAGUACGCGUGUACCAUGUAAAUUUGUAUAAUUUAUUUUUUUAAAUGUAAUUAAUGUAAC